Messenger RNA from Salvelinus sp. IW2-2015, 1634 nucleotides. It is a transcript of the gene micu2, whose product is annotated as mitochondrial calcium uptake 2. NCBI's taxonomy places the organism in Eukaryota, Metazoa, Chordata, Actinopteri, Salmoniformes, Salmonidae. The record is from RefSeq and is a predicted model, not a curated record. Gene Ontology annotation, biological process: mitochondrial calcium ion homeostasis; calcium import into the mitochondrion. Gene Ontology annotation, cellular component: uniplex complex. Gene Ontology annotation, molecular function: calcium ion binding.
AGACGCCGUUAAUCCUCAUCGAAGAAGAAAAUGAUCAAGAAUGUUGGAACCUGACCAGUGGGUGUGACAGUUUAUGGAAAAUGGCUAGCUGGGGAAGGGCUGCUGGAGUUUUGAGAAACUUUUUGAGGAGACCUUGGUCGUACAGAGCGCUGCAUCGUGCCUUGGGACCUGGCAUUUUGGGGUCUCUCAUUGGAAGCGGACUGAUAUAUUAUCACUAUGAACCGAGCAAGAGGUUUUUUCCCUUCACCGUUCAUGCCGAGGAGGAAAAGUUGCUUCCAGUGUUCCAGCUGUCUGCCAGACGGAUGUGCUUCAACCAGUUUGCUUCCAUGACGUACAAUAAGGAACUCUACAUGACACCAAGGGAUUUCCUCUUCUCAAUCAUGUUGGAGAAUGUCGACCGUAAAUUACCAAAGAAAGCUCUAACCAAAAAGGAGGUGGAUAAGAUGCUGGAUGCUGCCUCACGGGUCCAGGCAGGUAACAGUCUGUUCAGAAACUUCGGAGACGAUGGUCUGAUAUCCUACACAGAGUACCUGUUCCUGUUGACUAUUCUGACCAAGCCACACACAGGAUUUCAUAUAGCUUUCAAAAUGCUUGAUAUUGAUGGCAAUGAGCAUGUGGACAGAAAGGAGUUUCUCAAGCUCAAGAAAAUCAUUGGGAAAAGAAAAGAGACGGUGCCUAAGGAAGGUGCCACAGACGUGAAACCAGUCGCAGAGGGGGAUGAUGUGAACACUACACUGCAGGCCUUCUUCUUUGGCAGGAAUGGUGAAAACAAGCUUCAGUACAAGGGAUUUUGCAGGUUCAUGGAGGACCUUCAGGCGGAGGUGCAGGAGAUGGAGUUCCUGCAGUUCUCCAAGGGUAUGGACACCAUGCGGCGGGAGGACUUUGCCGAGUGGCUGCUGCACUACACCAACGAGGAAGCCAACGAGGCCUACUGGGAGAACAUGAGGAAGAGGAUCCCCGCGGGCCAGAGCAUCACAUUUGAUGAGUUCAAAGCAUUCUGCCUCUUCACCAACAACCUGGAGGACUUUGCCUUCUCCGUGAAAAUGAUAAGUGAAGCCAACCGACCUAUCGGAAUGGUCCAAUUUAGGCGAGCUGUGAAGAUUGCCACAGGGCACGACCUCUCUGAGAACGUGCUGGACACGGUGUUCAAGAUCUUUGACCUGGACGGCGAUAACUGUCUGAGCCACAAGGAGUUUAUCGGAGUGAUGGAAGACAGAGUACUGCGCGGCUUGAAGGUGCAACCCCAGCGCGGCAUCACAAAUUACUGGAAGUGUGUGAAGAGGGAGACCCUAAAGGGGGCCCAAGAGGCCCUCCGGGACACCGGAAGCCCUUUUUGAGGGGCUAGGCCAUUGGAUGGAGAAGCGCCUUACGAGUGUUCACUGGCUGACUCCAAUGUAAAGCAUUGAUGGCUGACCACUAGUUGACCAUUAUCACUGGAUAUUUGUCAAUGGAAUAUAAACAUGGUCCUAAUGAACUAAAUCAAUGUUUUUCAGGCUUUUUGUUUGUGAAAAUAUUAUUGCCAUAUACAGUACAAUCUAUGGGUGAGGUUUAUUCUAAUAGAAAUUGGUUGUUGUGAUGCUUGAUACCAGUCUAUGCAUACAAGGCAUAUAAAUAUGAGAUCUUUUUACAUUUUA